AUGGGCAAACUGAAAGAGAAAGGAAAAUCUGGUGCAGCCACAAAUUAUAUAACAAGAAAUCAAGCCUUAAAGAAGCUUCAACUUACACUAGCGGAUUUUAGGCAAACCCUCGUUGGAUUUGUGAACUUCAAAUUAUUCACCGACGAAAAUUUGACCUACCCUCCGAAGUUUGAUGCACUGAAAGACGAAGGUUCAGGGGGACUAAAUGCUCUUAUCAUAGAAACCAAGAAUGUCUCUGCAUCCUUAGCAAUGAAUUCUCUUGGAUCCGAGGAUAAAGAGCAAUUGAAUUUGAUGAAUCGCAAUGAAAAGGUCCAAAAAUUGAAAUCAGAAGAACGUUUAAAGACAUUAUCCGAAAAGUUGGACACCAUAAAAGAGAAAGAGGUCGAAGAUCAUGCGGAGGAUUUGGAAGCCGAUGUAAGUGCGGAUUUGAUGGACGAUUUCACCGAGCAAACCUCUACGCAGCACAUGUUCCAGGAUCAAAUGUCUGUUUAUCGAGAUAUUCAGUCGGCUUCGAUCGCCCUUUCUGAAUUUGAGCAACUCUUUUCAAGGUGCAUUAUUUACCUAUCUCGUGAGGUUCCAAGGUAUUCACUGGAGUUUGUCAUUCGUGCGUUCGGCGGUCAGGUCGGUUGGGAUGAUACCGUCGGGGUGGGAUCCCCAUUCAAAGAGAACGAUGAUCGAAUCACUCAUCACAUCACAGAUCGUUCAAUGCCGCGGGAAUUGAUUUUGACUCGUGCUUACGUUCAGCCACAAUGGGUUUACGAUUGUGUCAAUGCUAGAAAAUUACUAAGAACGAAACAAUAUCAACCUGACAAAGUUUUGCCGGCGCAUCUCUCACCAUUCGUCGAAUAUAAGGAUGGCGAUUAUUUACCUGAAGGAAUUGAUGAUGGGUUCGAAGGGACCGAGUCUGAAACUGAUCUCCCCAACAACGACGUUGACGAUGAGUCCGAGACUGAAGAAUUGAUUCACCAGAAGGAGCUUGAAGCAGAAACAAUUGGUAUACCAUUCUCUAAAUAUCAAGAAAAUCGUGAACGAACCGAAAAACAAAAAAAGAAUACCAUCACCAGCGAACGUGAAAUUUCCUCUCACACUCUGGCCGGAAAGAAACGCGGUGCCAAGGAAAUUGAAGAGGAGGAGAACAAAGAAUUGGCAAAGAUAAUGAUGCCAAAGAAGCAGAAAAAACUCUACAAGAAAAUGCAGUAUGGAAAGAAAAGGCAAGAGGAAAAGGUCUUAAAUUUAAAACGGAAGAAAGAGAUCAUAGAACAGAAGAAAAGAAGUGGUGUCAUCAACCCGAAGAAAGGACAAGAGAAAAAGCGAUAG
This is a messenger RNA of Acaulospora colombiana, 1317 nucleotides long. The record is from the annotation of a GenBank genome assembly. NCBI's taxonomy places the organism in Eukaryota, Fungi, Glomeromycota, Glomeromycetes, Diversisporales, Acaulosporaceae.